UUCUUUGUUUCUUUUCGUUCGAUGGAGUUUUUCAUGUUUUUAAUUUUCUGAACCCGAAAACUAGUCAUUGCGGUGUUAGCGUUGCAUUUUGAAAUCGGAAAUUAGUUUUUGUCUUGAGUAUGGAUCUGGAGCAUUUUAGGGUAACCAAUCCUGUGAGGAUUGUGGUUAAUGAUGAUAGUAGUCGAAAUGAAUGAAAUGAUUUGUUCAUGUAAGUGAAAAAGAAAAUGUGCAGAAUGGGAUUUGGUAUGGUUGCAUUUUCUUGGCCUCUGUUUCGUAGAUUGAAGGGAGGACCAUGAAGAAUGAAAUUGGCUGAUCUUGUGCAACCCAUGACUGCCCAGAUUUGUACUGCUGGUGGUCAAUAUUCGCCUGGACAUGAUGUUUGCCUUACUCAUCUGAGUCUCUUCCCAACACACCAAUAAAUUUGAUAGUUUAUGUUUUUGUAUUAAUGGAUUUUUUCUCUAGUUAUUGGCACCGUUGUUUUUGUAUUGAGUUUGUUUAUGUAUGCCUCCUUGAGUUUAACCAGGGGAUUUGAAUUAUGAUGCACCAAAGAGUCAACAAAAAACUUUUGGAUCAGGGCAUCAUGUUAUUAAGAUAUUAACGGUUGGGUUGUGUCAUAAACUAGUUUCAGAUAUUAUUAUACGGUAACUUCUGUGUCAUAUAAUUAAAGACGAGUGGAAGGUGAUGAUUGAAGCAGGUACUUAUGAUAAUCAAGCAUAUCUUAUUGUUCUCCUGGUGCGGCUACGUGUAGUUGUGCCGAGCUUCAAGGAUAUGUCUGUAUGAUUUACAAGACUGCUCUCUGAUUCAUUCUCUGUUCAUUAUAUUUUAUGAUUAGUGGCCAAGAAAAUGUUCUGCCUUUGUCCAUACAAGGUCAAGUUCAAGCACACACAAUGGGGAGAAGACCUGCUAGAUGUUACCGACAGAUUAAAAACAAACCGUACCCUAAGUCACGAUUUUGCCGUGGUGUACCUGAUCCUAAGAUCAGGAUCUAUGACGUGGGAAUGAAAAGGAAAGGAGUAGAUGAAUUUCCAUUCUGUGUCCACCUUGUGAGUUGGGAGAAAGAAAACGUGUCAAGUGAAGCUUUAGAAGCAGCUAGGAUUGCCUGCAAUAAGUACAUGACCAAGUUUGCUGGGAAGGAUGCAUUCCAUUUGAGGGUCAGGGUGCACCCCUUCCAUGUUCUGCGGAUUAACAAGAUGCUUUCAUGUGCUGGGGCUGAUAGGCUCCAAACUGGCAUGAGAGGUGCCUUUGGGAAACCACAGGGAACCUGUGCGAGAGUGGCCAUUGGGCAGGUUCUCCUUUCAGUUCGCUGCAAGGACAACAACGGUCAGAACGCACAGGAGGCCCUCCGCCGUGCUAAGUUCAAGUUCCCUGGUCGUCAGAAGAUCAUUGUUAGCAGGAAGUGGGGAUUCACUAAAUUCAGCCGAGCUGAUUACCUGAAAUUCAAGGCAGAGAACAAGAUUCUUCCAGAUGGUGUGAAUGCCAAGCUUCUUGGAUGCCAUGGGCCUCUAGCCAACCGUCAGCCUGGAAGAGCUUUUCUGUCUCAAGCUGCUUAGACUGAGUUAGUUGCUUAAUUUAUUUGGGAUCAUUUUUGACAUUAUUAGCAUUGGUUAUCUGAAUUUUUGUGAAACAAACUGAGCUUCCUUUUCUAUUCUGUUUUAUCUUCUAUCCUAAUAGUUGUCUUCUUUUGGAACAUCUCCAUUGAUUAGACAAUGAUCACAGUUCUCGAUUGUUUCUCAUCA
This is a messenger RNA of Cucurbita moschata (crookneck pumpkin), 1736 nucleotides long. RefSeq names its product 60S ribosomal protein L10-like. Lineage: Eukaryota; Viridiplantae; Streptophyta; Magnoliopsida; Cucurbitales; Cucurbitaceae. The transcript is spliced from 2 exons. Gene Ontology annotation, biological process: translation; ribosomal large subunit assembly. Gene Ontology annotation, cellular component: ribosome; cytosolic large ribosomal subunit. Gene Ontology annotation, molecular function: structural constituent of ribosome. The coding region runs from base 825 to 1550 and encodes 241 amino acids. The record is from RefSeq and is a predicted model, not a curated record.